AUGACCGAGGCCGGCCUCAACACCGUGAACCUGAGCGAGGUGACCGUGUGGCAGCAGGUCAUGCUCUGGCUGCUCAUCAUCGUCGGGAGCUCCGUCUGGGUCUCCGUCUGGACGGUGCUGGCGCGGAAGCACGUCUUCGAAAAGAGUCUCCGGGAGAUCGUCCAGGCGAGCGAUGAAGAGAGGGACCGGCAGCACGGCCAGCUGCCCUUCUUCAACGGCCGUGAUGCCGCGUCGAGAGGCAAGGGCGGGGCAAGCGUGACGGGGGUGAUGGAGCGGGGGGCUUUGAGCCAGGCUCGGGCCGGGAACAACCACAUCACCAUCGACACACCCGAGAACCUCACGCGGCCUCCGCCAAAGAAGGCCGCAACUCCCAGUUCCACUCUCUCACAGCCUCCGAGCGCUCCCGUCUCGGCGGCCACUAGUACCGCGCCCUUCGUCCUCGGCAGCCUGGCCCUCGGAGCCUGGAUAGCGAACAACAUGCCGACGGUGGCGACGUCCAACGGCGCGAAUCCCUGGUGGGCCGGCAUCUUCUUCGCGGUCUCGGCGUUCAACAACUCGGGCAUGUCGCUCCUCGACGCCAACAUGGUGCCCUUUCAGCAGGCUUACUUCGUGCUCAUCGCCAUGGGCCUGCUGAUCUUGGCGGGUAACACGACGUACCCUCUGUUUCUCAGACUCAUCUUUUGGUCUGCGUUGAAGGUGCUUCGCCUUACGACACGGGAAGAAACACACGUGGAGCUGAAGAGCACGUUGGAGUUUAUCCUCAGGUACCCGCGACGGGUCUAUACAAACCUGUUUCCAUCCAGACCAACCUGGUGGCUAUUCUUCAUGGUAGUCCUGACGAACGGAAUCGACUGGAUGGCAUUUGAGGUCCUCAACAUCGGCAACCCCGUCAUUGAGGCCAUUCCCAUCGAAGCCCGCGUGCUGGACGGUCUGUUCCAAGCCAUUGCUGUCCGGUCGGGUGGUUUCUAUGUCAUCCCCAUUGCCUCCGCCUACCCCGGGCUGCAGGUUCUGUACGUCAUCAUGAUGUACAUCUCCGUCUACCCCGUCGUGAUAACGAUGCGCCACUCCAACGUCUACGAAGAGCGCUCUUUGGGCAUCUACGCCGACAAUGAUGACACGCCGAGCCGCUCCUCCGCCGACGAGAAAAAGCACGCCGGCGGCAACGGGCUGCUCACCAAGCUGAUCAGGGACAACCUCAGCUUUGCUGGGGUGGGCGCGGCCAAUCCGAAGAAAGUCGACGGCCUCGAGUCCCGAACGAGCUUUGUGGGCCAGCAGAUCCGCGGACAGCUCGCCCACGACCUGUGGCUGCUCAGCCUCGCCGUGCUCAUUAUCGUCACCAUCGAGACGUCGCAUUUCCUCGAGGACCCGGUGCACUUUUCCGUCUUCAACGUCGUCUUCGAGGUGGUCUCCGGCUACGGGUGCGUGGGCAUCUCAGUGGGCCUGCCCAAGGACGCCAUGAGCUUCUCCACCGACUGGCAUGCGGGGAGCAAACUGGUGCUGUGCCUCGUCAUGCUGAGGGGACGUCACCGGGGACUCCCUGUGGCCCUGGACCGGGCCGUGAGGCUACCUGGACAGAGGCUGUUGGAGGACGAAGAGGAGGAUUGGAGGCUGAGACGGGCCAGAAGUGGGCGGGGGUUAGAGAACAAGGCGGUUUAA
Molecule: messenger RNA, 1656 nt
Organism: Colletotrichum navitas
Lineage: Eukaryota; Fungi; Ascomycota; Sordariomycetes; Glomerellales; Glomerellaceae
Product: cation transport protein-domain-containing protein
Exons: 4
Coding region: 1-1656 (551 amino acids)
Biological process (GO): potassium ion import across plasma membrane; intracellular potassium ion homeostasis
Cellular component (GO): plasma membrane
Molecular function (GO): high-affinity potassium ion transmembrane transporter activity
Source: RefSeq, a predicted model, not a curated record